ACCUAUUUAAGAACCACCACCAUUGACCGCUUUGUAUGGUUUCAUCAUCUAUGGUUGGAGUGGCAGCAGCAGCAGACAGGGAGCCCCGCCUCACAAAAUAUUCAACAUGGUUUGGGGAUUUGUUACCUGUGGGCCUAACGAGGCAUUAGUAAUUUCAGGAUGUUGCCACAAAAAGCCUCUUUUGGUCCCUGGUGGACGAGCAUUCGUUUGGCCCACUGUGCAGCAAGUACAGAGGAUAUCGCUCAACGUGAUGACACUUAAUGUUGAGUCUCCACGGGUCUACACAGCACAAGGCGUACCAAUCUCAGUGACGGGCAUUGCACAGGUGAAAGUGCAGGGUCAGUAUGAAGAAAUGCUGCUGGCUGCAUGUGAACAGUUUUUGGGCAAAUCUGAGUCGGAGGUUCAAGAAGUUGCACUGGAGACAUUGGAGGGACACCAGCGUGCCAUCAUGGGAUCCAUGUCUGUUGAGGAGAUAUACAAGGACCGUAAGAAGUUCAACCAAAAUGUUUUUGAAGUUGCAUCCAGUGACUUAAUAAACAUGGGUAUCACUGUGCUCUCGUACACACUCAAAGACAUCCAUGAUGAUGAGGGAUACUUAGAUGCUCUGGGUAUGGCCCGUACUGCUGAAGUGAAGAGAGAUGCACGUAUAGGUGAAGCAGAAGCAACAAGGGACUCACAGAUCAAAGAAGCAAUUGCUGAGGAAGAACGUAUGGCAGCUAAAUACAUAAACGAUACUGAAAUUGCCAAGGCUCAACGAGACUUUGAAUUGAAGAAAGCCACAUAUGAUAUGGAAGUUCAGGCAAAGAAAGCUGAAGCAGAACUUGCUUAUGAACUUCAAGCUGCUAAGACCCGUCAGAAGAUUAAGGAAGAGCAAAUGCAAAUUAAGGUGAUAGAGAGAGCUCAAGAGAUUCUCAUCCAGGAACAGGAAAUUCAGCGUCGUGAGAAAGAGCUGCAGGCUACUAUAAAGCAGCCAGCAGACUCUGAGAAGUUCAAGCUGGAGAAGCUGGCUGAAGCUGCUCGCAACAAGACCAUGCUGGAAGCUGAAGCUGAAGCUGAAGCAAUUCGAGUCAAGGGUGAAGCUGAAGCUUAUGCUGUGGAAGCCAAGGCCAGGGCUGAAGCUCUCAUCAUGCAACAAAAGGCUGAAGCACAGAAGGAGUACAAAGAGGCUGCCAUGUUAGAAAUGUUUUUAGAGACUUUGCCAAAGGUUGCUGCUGAAGUUGCUGCACCACUUUCGCAAGCCAAGAAACUGACUAUGGUGAGCACUGGAACUUCUGAGAUUGGUGCGGCCAAGCUGACGGGGGAAGUCAUGGAGAUCAUUACUCGCAUGCCAAACAUGGUCAAGACCUUGACUGGUGUUGAUAUCACUAAGGGCAUAUCGGAUUCCCAGUCAUCUAAAGCUGCUUGGGCAAGUCCUUCAUCCCAACGCUAAUCUUCAUUUCCUAAUUUGGAUGUGUGGAGGAUAUUUUAGAGAAAGCAUCCGUACUGUGUAAAAGAUAUUCAGGGUAUGACAGUACUUACAAGAGUGAUAUCUUCCAUCACCAAGAUUAAUGGCAAGUCUAAAGGUUGUUCAAUGUUAGACGUUUACAUUUAAAGUCUUGUAGUUUUGUUUCUUCAUGCUAAUGUGUAUGAAAAUUUAGUAUCUAAAAAUUAUGCUAAUUAGAAAAUUCAGACAUUUUGGAUAAGAUUAAAUGAAAUAUUACACAAAUUCUGUAUUACUUUUUCUUUCACAAGAAUCUUCUCACAUUUUUGACAGAAUAAGCAUCAUAUGCCUUUAAAAAUUGAAUAAUAUUGAUUGCAAAGCAAGUGUUAUAAUAUUACACUCUAGUAAAUACAGUAUGCGUGACAGCAGUCAUUGUACAGAACAUUAGUUAACUAUUACUGAGGCCUUAUCAAAACCCUAACAAUUCCUGUGUACCCAUCCAAUUUAGCAUUGCUAGAAACUACCAACCUGCUUUUUUUUUUCUAUUUCAUACAAAAUUAUGCCUUGUAGUUUAUGACUGAGGGCAUAUAUAAAAAAAAUGGAUGCUUAAUUAGCCAUCCUUAUUUUGGAUAUUUCAUAUACAGUACUGUAUAUAAUACAAAAAAUCAUUAUGUUGCAUAUGUAACAGUUUGAAGAGGAAUAGUUUGGGCCUGAACUUGUAUUUUCAGUGUUUGAUGUGCAUACUCUGCUUCUGUGCCACUGGCUUGGUAAAUGUUGAAAUUGAUCAUUGUAGUACAGUUGAUCCAGGGUCUAUUUCAAUAUAGUAUAUUUAGUAUUCUGCGUGUCCAUGCAACAGGGGUAACUUGUGUGCCUUACACUGAGGGUCACAAGCUCGAUCCAGCAGUUCUUUUUUCCUCGCAUAUUGUUACAUUUGUAAAUUUUAGUAUGCCUUAUUAGUAAUUUUUUUCCUUUAUACAACAUUGGUGUAUGUGAGAGAGAUAGAGAGAAUGAGAGAGAGAAUGAGAAUUAAAGAAUGUGAAGGCAUUCAUAUUUAUAUUCAUAUUAUACCUGAUAAUGUGAACACAAAAGAUUUAGUAUUUUAAUCUUCAUUUUUUAACAGAAGUACGUGUAUUUGAUUUGUCAAUAUGGAUUCCUGUAUGACAUCAAAACAGCCUUUUAAAAUUUUAAUGAUAAUACUGUUACUUACAUAUACUGUAUAUAUGUGGUCUUGGUGAUGUGGGCUCCAAGAGAACUCUGGCUUGUUCUGAGUUCGCUACACUGGACAACCUUUUCAAGUACUUCAUGUAAUCCACUUUCAGAGAUCAUAGUAUUUAAUAUCCAGCUAUAUCUGUGUUGUACAAGUUUCUCAUUAUGUAAAUGGAUAUAUACCUACCUUUGAAUUUCAUGUUUAGCUCAGGAUUUUAAUGUUUAAUAUUACAUGCUAACUUGUAGUACUUUUUUACACAUUUUCACUGCCAUACUUAAAUUUUAAGUUUUUCAAUUGUAUGUUUUUCUCCAUGGGGAAGUGGAACAGAAUUCUUCCUCUGUAAGCCAUGCGUGUUGUAAGAGGUGACUAAAAUGCCGGGAGCAAGGGGCUAGUAACCUCUUCUCCUGUAUAUAUUACUAAAUGUAAAAGGAGAAACUUUUGUUUUUCCUUUUGGGCCACCCUGCCUCGGUGGGAUACGGCCGGUGUGUUGAAAGAAAGAAAGAAAGAAAGAAAAAAUUGUAUGUUUUCUUUUUAGGUUUACUAAAGUUAGGUCUUUUAGUAAAUUAGGUCAGCAUAGUAUAUGUAUGGUAAUAAGACCAUGGUGCCACUUUUGGUUAAUUCUUUAUCAAAAUAAAAUAUUUCACUCUAAGGCUCCCAAGUCAUGCAGUUGCUUGGCAUUUCCCACACACUUGACCAGUGGUCAUUCCCAUCCAUCACAAUCUGCAAAAUGUACAAAAUAAUUAGAUAGCAUUCAGUGACUUUUUUGAAGUUUGAUUACACAUACUGAUACAUUGUACAUAGUAUAGUGAGUUUGGUGUCAGCAUUGUGCACAAACUCUUGGUUCUUUUUUCAUUGUAAAUGAUUGAACUUCUUAUCUCCCCCUCUUCCCAUUCUGAUAACUCCUUUGAUGUUUUUCAUAGUAGAUUAGUAAAAACUUAGAUUUUUCUGUACAAAUUUCUUAUGAUACCCAAGCAAUUAUGAUUCAUUCUUAUUUGCAACCUACAAAUCUGGAACACAUCAAGAUAGCAACAGUAUAAUUAAAUAAUAAGAAGCCUAUUGGGUUAAUGUCAUAUUAAUAAUUCAUUGAUAUAAAAAAAUACAACUGCUUUAUUAAUGUUACUUGAGGAGCACUCAAGAUCUUAGGUCAGUUUUCUACAAAAACAGCUCAGUGUGAUUACAGUACUUCAAUUUUUUUCUUUUAUUCAUUUAAUUUGAAUGAGGCUCAUUGCAUGUUUAGUGUGGAAUUAGUCACAUUUCAGGAAUUUACUGGAGAAUAAUAUAAAAUUUUCUCCCUUUAACUGUCAUGUAAGCACCAGUGACUGAAAUUGCUCUCACAACCUGUGCUCACAAAACAAAGGCCAAUGAGGUGCACAGAACACUACAACUCUAUGAAUGUUUACUACACUAUUGUAACUUUAUAUAAUCAUUCUCAUUAUCAUAAUGUAGUAAUGAUUCCUUGUGUUAAGUGUUACAAGAAGUUGAUACUAUGUACAUUUUCCUUCACAGAAAUUACAGCUUUUUUCAACUCUGAAUGUGGGUCUUUUAUCCUUAGAAAGGGGUAAUGUAUUGCAAAUUACAGUACUAUGAUAAUACAUUUGAUGGAAGAGCAUAUUAAAACUAUUUUUUUCUUCCCUAACCUUAGUUUGUAGAUUAUAUAUAUUAUAAAACAGAAUAUUAUUUUUUCCUACAUUUUUAAGUGAUUUAUAUUUCUUUUCUCUGACAGUUAAGGCACCAUGUGCUGAUAAAGUAUUGAAUGUUAUUUCUCUUACUUUUUCAUUGGUAUUCAGAUCUGGUUUAUAGAAUGAGGACUAUAUGUCUGUAAAGUAAGUAACUGUUGUAAAACUGUCUUUGUAGCACAAGUUUGGUUUCAGUUUAAUAAAAUAUUAACUAUACCAUUUAAAGUAGCUUACUAUAAAAGUUGAAAUGUUGCAUGCCAAAAUACACUAAUUCCACUUAUCAUAGCUAAUACGUAAUCUGUUUUGUAUUUUUAUGUGGGCAGUCACCAGAAAUAUCCUAGUGGAUAGGGGAAGGUUUGAUAAAAGACGUGUAUGUUAGCAAUAGAAGUGUAGAUAAAACUAAAAAUUCACUCCCAUGUGUCACAUUACUACAGAUUUUUGGUAAAUUCUCUUUUUUCAUUCACUACCUUAGUUUCAAUAGAAUAGCAAUUAUUCAGCUCAUAUUUUAUGCAAACUAGAAUGUAACAGUUAUUUUAAUUAGAUCAGAAUUCCUCACAAACUUGGGCACAAAAAGAUUUUAAUGUCCUUUCAUGAUAUUUCACCUAUACAUGUGACUUCAAACUAUUCUCCUGUCUUCUGAAGCUUUAGAUAACAGUAUUAAAGUUAAAACAAAA
Molecule: messenger RNA, 4977 nt
Organism: Cherax quadricarinatus
Lineage: Eukaryota; Metazoa; Arthropoda; Malacostraca; Decapoda; Parastacidae
Source: RefSeq, a predicted model, not a curated record